This is a messenger RNA of Micromonas commoda, 405 nucleotides long. RefSeq lists its product with no specific name. The record is from RefSeq and is a predicted model, not a curated record. The transcript has a single exon. Bases 1 to 405 code for a protein of 134 amino acids. NCBI's taxonomy places the organism in Eukaryota, Viridiplantae, Chlorophyta, Mamiellophyceae, Mamiellales, Mamiellaceae.
AUGGUUGGAAAUACGACCCCCGGGGAGGUUGUGCCCGUCGACUCGCUUCGCCCCGGGACGACGGGGCUCAACCUUGUGGUCAAGGUUCUGGACGCCAAGGAGGUCAUGAACAAGAAGCGCCCGGACGGCUCCUCGGUUAGGAUCGUGGAGUGCACCGUCGGGGACGCGUCCGGGGUUAUCCUUUUCUCGGCAAAGAACAAGCAGCAGGUGGAGACGAUGAAGGUGGGAACGACUGUGAGGGUGCAUAACGGCAAAAUCGACAUGAUACGGGGUACGAUGAGACUGGCGGUGGACCAGUGGGGGCUGCUCAAGGAGGAGUCCGGGGGCGAGGAGGUUUUGCCAAAUCGAGACAACAACCUUUCGCUGGUCGUUUACGAGCUUGUCGCAAGCACAGACUUGUUUUAG